AUGGCACCGGCGAUGCGAAGCGGCGCGGACGGCGUGUACCACUUCGUGAUCCCCGUGCGGCCGCUGGCGGGGCAGAUCUCCAUGGAGCACCUCGAGCGCCUCUCCGUGUACAACUCGCUCUACGGCGCGCUGUUCGUUGCAGCAGGGCUUGUGGCCAUCCUCUUGCCACUCAUUUUCCCACUCGCCUUGGGUGUCGCCAUCAAGACUCUUGGGUGGGUGCUGCUGGUGGGCGGAGUGGUGACUUUCCUGCACUUCCUCUUCCUCUGUGGUGCACCUGGCACCGUCGCACUGCUCUUCCUCGGCCUCAUUCACUUCGCCAUUGGAUUCUCCCUCGUCACCGGCACGGGCCUUGUACAAGGCCCAAACGCUCUCCAGUUUAUCCUCGCCGGCUGGUUCUUAGCUCAGGGCGUGUUCAAGAGCGCACUGGGUGUGUCGCUGCGCAGCAUCUCCUCGUGGCCCAUGGUGCUGCUCUCCGGCAUGAUCGCCAUUGCUCUCGGCUUUGUGGUGUUCGCACAGCCACCGCAGCCAGAGGAGCCAAACAAGGACUUUGUGCGCCUGGCAGGGCUGCUCGUGGGCGUGGACCUCUUCAUCACCGGCGUCAGCAUGCUUGUCAUCGCCCUCCUUUCUUCAUGGGCUGUUCAAAUGGUGGACGAGACAGAAGAACCACUGCUUGUUGGCCCUGUCUCUCCUUCGGGAGGUUCUUCUGUCUAA
This is a messenger RNA of Closterium sp. NIES-65, 711 nucleotides long. The record is from the annotation of a GenBank genome assembly. NCBI's taxonomy places the organism in Eukaryota, Viridiplantae, Streptophyta, Zygnematophyceae, Desmidiales, Closteriaceae.